Messenger RNA from Annulohypoxylon truncatum, 1714 nucleotides. RefSeq lists its product as uncharacterized. Lineage: Eukaryota; Fungi; Ascomycota; Sordariomycetes; Xylariales; Hypoxylaceae. The coding region runs from base 310 to 1530 and encodes 406 amino acids. The transcript has 2 exons. The record is from RefSeq and is a predicted model, not a curated record.
GAGUGGUGCCGGAAACGUCACGUUUCUUUGUCUCCUCCAAUUCGGAAUGGGUUUGUUGUCAUCAAUGCGCUUUCCCUACUCAAUAUUCGAGAAAAGGACAAACAGUAGUUAGCGCAUAUUUCAUUCUAGGGUUUGGUUCUCGUAUUUAUGCCGGCGUUAUGAGACAGCCACUUAAUUCCUUUGCUUCAUCCCGACGCAUCUCUGACUAGUACCAACAAAAUAACAAUACUAGGUACUCUAUCAAAGCCGAUAAUCUCCUAUCAUACAACAGCACUAUACCUACAAACCUAGCAAAAGAAUAAAACCACGAUGCAAAAGCGUAGGCGGUCUUCCGACGCCUCUUUCGGCGAGGAAGCCCUGACAGAAGCCGAGGAGCAGAUGAUCACAGACAAGCACGCGGAGAUCAACCUCGUGGGGGCCAUGAUGGAGCGGGCGCGGCAGGACACGGCGGAGGCGUACGACUGGGCCGGCGCGAUCGUGAGCGGCAGGUUCCCCGACGGCACGCCCAUCAACUACGGGCCGUACUUCCUCGACGGCUUGAGGGGGGUGAUCGACGCCGCGUGGGCGUCCAUCGACCGCGCCCAGGCGCACCUGACGACGAUUGAGAUUUUCCCUAUUCCAGACGCCGCGAGGCUCGGGCCCCCGUUCCCGGGCGUGCCGGCGCUUGUGGGGACGUACCGCGCCCAGCUCGAUAAUAUGGGCAGGCAGCUCAAUGAGUGGAGCGCCGUGUAUGAUGGCGGGCGAGGGCGCGCGCUUAGGAAGGACGCUGAUGGCGAUGUUGUUUUGGCGGAUGCGGAUGAUGAUGAUGAUGAUGGACAAGGUGCUGGAGGUGACGGGAAUGACGAGGAUCAAGGGGGUGAUGGAGGAGAUGGGGGAGAUGGGGAUGGAGGAGACGGAGCAGGAGGACCAGCCGAUGUCGGAGAUGUUGUAGACGGAGAUGGAGAUGGAGGUGACGGGGACGGUGGCGGUGGCGGAGAUGGGGAUGGGGAUGGAGAUGGGGGUGGAGGUGGAGGUGGGGGUGGGGUGGAUGAAUCAUCGCCCUUGUCACCUUUGUCGAGCUCGGUGGAGCCGGAGGAGGAGACGGAGGAGGAGACGGAGGUGGGGACGGAGGUGGGGACGGAGAUGGGGGGGACGGAGGGGACGGGUGGGACGGGGGAGACGGGGGAGACGGGGGAGACGGGGGAGACGGGGGAGAUGGUGGAGAUGGGGGAGAUGGGGGAGAUGGAGAUGGAGGUGGAGGGGGUGGAGGAGAUGGAGGAGAUGGAGGAGAUGGUGGAGACGGAGGCGGAGAUGAUGAUGACGGCGGUGGAGACGAUGGAGAUGGAGACGGAGACGGAGGAGACGGAGAAGAAGAGGAGGCAGAAGAAGAAGAAGAAGAAGAAGAAGAAGAAGAAGAAGAAGAAGAAGGAGAAGGAGAAGAAGAAGGAGAAGAAGAAGAGGAGGAAGAAGACGACGAGUCUGAUGAGGGUCCUCCAGCUUGGAGCCGCCCUGGGAACCCCGGUCGCUAUGCCCGUCACUAUAGGCUCGUAAAGAAGGGCGGAGGCUUCGCCCGAGUAUUACCACGGUUUCGAAGGAAUUGAAGCUGGCGCAGAACAGCAUAAAAUGUUGAUGUAAUAUUGUUUCGAAAGUUCAUAAAUUCACGUAUAGAAGGAGGGCUAACGCCAGUAUGUGUAAGACCAUGUAUACUUCUAGGAUGGCGUAUGAUUUAGGAAUG